AUUUUUAGAAAAUUAAAGGGCUAUGUACAAAAUUGACUCCUCGUCCUCAAAUCUUGACCAUUUUUUUGCUUUUUCAUUCCCACUCACUCUCGCUAAUACCCUGCACAAACUCCCAAUCCUAAACGCAAGGGUUUUUGCCUUUGCAUUGCAGAGCCAAGCGAUAAUAAUGGCAAAUACAAACUCUGCGUCUGCACCAGUGGUUGAAGAAGUAAAGGAGAGGAUUGAACUGACACAGAUUGAGCGGAGAAUCUUCGACAGGCUUCUCGCCACUCUUCGCCAUUUUGGCCUCACCAAUCACCAUCUCCGAGUCGCAGGUGGCUGGGUCCGCGACAAGCUUUUAGGGAAAGAGUGCUACGACAUUGAUAUCGCUCUCGACAACAUGUUGGGAAGUGAAUUCGUCGACAAAGUCAGGGACUACUUGUUGUCUACUGGAGAACAAGUCCAAGGUGUCGCUGUUAUUCCAUGCAAUCCUGAACAGUCUAAACAUUUAGAAACAGCAAGGAUGCGCCUUUUUGAUAUGUGGAUUGAUUUUGUAAACUUACGGUCUGAAGAGUACAGUGUUAAUAGCCGCAUUCCUACAAAGCAAAAAUUUGGCACAGCAGAAGAGGAUGCAUACAGAAGGGAUUUAACCAUCAACAGCCUGUUCUACAAUAUUAACACUGAUUCAGUUGAAGAUUUUACUAAAAGAGGCAUUGCAGAUCUAAAAUCUGGAAAGAUAGUGACCCCUUUACCUCCGAAGACUACUUUUUUGGAUGAUCCUUUACGAGUUAUUCGAGCCAUCCGUUUUGGUGCAAGAUUUGGAUUCCUAUUAGAUGAAGAUCUAAAGGAAGCUGCUUCCUGUGAUGAAGUGAAAGAUGCUCUUGCAGCUAAAAUUAGCAGAGAGCGCAUUGGAGUUGAAAUUGAUCUCAUGCUCUCUGGAAAUCAACCAGUUAAAGCAAUGAUGUAUAUUUGUGAUUUGAUGUUAUUUUGGAUUGUCUUCACUCUUCCUCCCAAGUUUGAGCCUGCCAGGUCAGAAGGCUGUGAUAGGAUUAGCAUUGGUUACUUAGAUGCUACAUGGAGCCUCAUUCAAUUGAUUGGAGACUCUACUUUCAAUGAUGAACAAGGAAGGCUGUCCUUGUACGCUGCCUUGUUCCUCCCAUUUAGGAAGACCAUAUAUAAAGAUAACAAGGCCAAAAAGAUACCUGUUGUCAAUUACAUUUUCCGGGAGUCUCUUAAGCGAAAAGCCAGUGAUGCUGAGACAGUUGUAAAUCUACACAGUGCAUUGGACAAAUUCUUAUCUUUGAUUCCUUUCCUAGUGUCCGAUGGGAACAUCCAACCCAUUGAAGUUAAUUGGGGAAGAGGAUUGGAUGAUGUCCCUCUUACUUCAAAACUUCGGGUACUGACAGGAUUACUUCUACGAGAAAUCAAAGAUUUUUGGCGAGUGACCUUGUUGUUGUCUACAUUGUUAUAUCCCACUGAAGUUGAUUGUACAGAAGAUUUUCCAAAGCAGCACUUUCAAUUGGACAAGCAAAGAGAUCUAUUUGAGGCAGUUGAAAGUGCCAUUGCUAAAUUAGGUCUUGAGAAAGUGUGGGAUGCAAAACCACUGGUCAAUGGGAAGGACAUUAUGAGUGUCUUGCAGCUUAAAGCUGGAGGACCACUUAUUAGGGUUUGGCAGCAACAAAAAUUGCUUGCGUGGCAACUAGCCCAUCCCUAUGGAACUGCAGAGGAAUGCACUGAUUGGAUGAGGCAAAGCCAUUCUAAGCGUGUAAAGACAGAGUAACUAUCGACUCUUUGAGAUGUACUCGUGGCGAAUCUCAUCUGGACCAAUUGGUGAGAGCACUCUGGCUUGCACUGAAGGAGAAGCUUGACUGCUAGUUGCCAGAAAUUGCUGAGACAUGGUGUGGUUCCCUGAUGGAUUUCUGGGAUUGGAGUUACUGUGGCUAUUCAAUUAGGGGGCACCAGCACUCCUGCCACAUUUGAGAUAAGAAAAUGCUUCAAAUAUAUAGUGCAUCAUCUUUCUCACAACAUAUGGUUCACACAAUAUAGAUGCAAGAGAAUUAUUGGUCCAACUGAUGAUCUCCUGCCCACUCAAAGAGAAUGAAUCUCCAUGCUUAUUGUUAAUGUAAAUAAAAAUUUCUCAAUGUUAUUGAAUUUCUCCAUAGGCAGCGACUUAGCACCUGUCCUGGUAAAUUCGCCACUUUCUACAAGCAUGGACAAAUGACACUUUUGUACAAGCAUUCGUGCAAAAUGAUGGUUACCACCAAAUUUGCUACCUUCUAUUUUGUGCUCUUGUGAUCAAAGAGUAACCAAGCUGUAAAAGUUUCAUCCAUAAUGGUUAAAAUAGCAAUGCUAAUUUUUUUU
Messenger RNA from Quercus robur (English oak), 2340 nucleotides. Its product is annotated as tRNA nucleotidyltransferase cca2-like. Gene Ontology annotation, molecular function: ATP:3'-cytidine-cytidine-tRNA adenylyltransferase activity; RNA binding. Gene Ontology annotation, biological process: tRNA 3'-terminal CCA addition. The record is from RefSeq and is a predicted model, not a curated record. NCBI's taxonomy places the organism in Eukaryota, Viridiplantae, Streptophyta, Magnoliopsida, Fagales, Fagaceae. The transcript is spliced from 14 exons. The coding region runs from base 23 to 1759 and encodes 578 amino acids.